AUGUUAGCGAUGCAGAUCAUACCUGCAAAUUUGAUUCCUCUGUCAGUGGUAUCAGACGCUAAACAAAAGAACAAGGUUGCGAUUAUGUUCGUUGGAGAAACCACGGCGGCGCCACGGUGGCGACGUCAAGACUUGAUGCUGUUUCACUUUAUUGGACCCAGUACAUUCACCACGCUCGGCGAGCAUGCAGAAGGGAAGAAGCUGGAGCGUGACCAAGGGCUGAGGCACAAAAAACGCGGGGAAGAGUAUUCUUGUCGAGAGCUUGCCUACGUAUUCCACGCGAUCUUCCAUGCGCCUAGGGAGGUUAUUCCGAGGGAGAUGAUUCCUGCUGUUGGUGGUGCCUUGAGAAAUUGGGAUUGUGGGAAGGCGAGUGGGGUUGAAAAAGCAAAGGACAAGAAGCUGGAGUCAAGGAGUGGGUAUUGGGAUGGUGUCUAUGUUGCACGAUUCCAUCGGACGCCUUCCACACAUCUUCACACGAUGCAGGCCCGCCAAAAUAAUCGGGACUGCUUUACCGGCCGUAAAAUCACAGGGAAGAGUAUUCCCGUCGCCGCCGAGCAUUGCCCAGCUAGCAUCCGUGUACGGUCACUACUCACGUCUCGUCAAGUCCAGGCAUUGAAUUCAUCGCAUGUUAGCAGAGAAACAAAAGCUCGUUCCAGUGCUAGUGAUGUAACCUUGCCUGACCGUGCCUUGAAUAAACAAGCGUCAUCACAAAUGUCAAAAUUUUUGCAAAACAAUCCUGCGCUGAGGUUACUUGACUUCUUCAGGUAUACCACUCGGAGAAGGAAUCUUACUACGAACACCGAGGAUCUCUUAGAGCCGGAGCUCUCGUGCGCUGAGGUAAUCUCCAACACUGCGCUCAAUGGUCUCAAGCCCACUGCUGGAGCUCGGGAUGUAGCUAAAUGGAUGGGACAGACCGCGUGUAUCGUAGCGAACGUGUCCGAGUCAGAACACCAGACGGUGAACAUGAGUCAAGAGCUCACCCCAAUCACUAUAGAGCUGUGUGAGGAAGACGUAAAAAUCUCGUAUGAUAUGGCGCGCCGCGUGAUGAGCGCUGUGUAUCCAACACCAUGCUGUGGCUUCGCGCGUCAAGAGGACGUGCGGAGUAGAUUCAGAUAUCGUUAA
This is a messenger RNA of Suillus clintonianus, 1122 nucleotides long. RefSeq lists its product as uncharacterized. The record is from RefSeq and is a predicted model, not a curated record. NCBI's taxonomy places the organism in Eukaryota, Fungi, Basidiomycota, Agaricomycetes, Boletales, Suillaceae. The transcript has 9 exons. The coding region runs from base 1 to 1122 and encodes 373 amino acids.